CCACGGGGCAUCAUCUAUCAAAACCACGCGGCCGAUUAUUUUCAAAACAAAAUCUGGGUUUCGAUUUUCCUGCGUUUUUUUUGUGCCGGGAAACUCGGGAAAACUGUGAAAAGUGGUUUAAGGAAACUUUGCACAAACAGACCGAAAAUGCCUUACGCACGGAAGAAGAUGCACAGUGGAGACACACAUCUGCGGCGCCGUUGGAGGCUGCGGAACCGCAAGAAGGAUUUGGAUGAGGUGGAUGCGGACCUGAAGAAGAAUCCGGAGGAGCUUCUAAAGCAAGAGAUCGACCUGGACAAACCCGGGUUCGCCCAGUUCUACUGUAUACACUGCGCCACCUACUACAUCAACGAUCAAGCACUGCAGGCACACUUCCGGACGAAGGUUCACAAACGCCGGCUGAAGGCGCUGGAGGUGGAACCGUACACCGUGGAAGAUUCGUUGCGAGCGGCCGGCCAGGGUAGCUUCGUGCAGCCACAGAAGCGCAAGAUGGAAACGCAACCCUCGCUCCCGGAAGUCGAAGCAGGCAAGCGGAUCAAAGUGGACAUCAUGAUGGAGGAGGAGAAACCCGCCAAACGGAACCUCUCCAAGGCUACCAAGUAUACCGAUUUCAAGCAAGUGAUGGAAGGCCUCGGCAAAUAGAUGUGAUUUAAUAAACGGAGCGAAAUAAUGUUGACUUUUAUUCCAAAAA
Anopheles aquasalis is the source of this 691-nucleotide messenger RNA. Its product is annotated as zinc finger protein 593 homolog. Gene Ontology annotation, molecular function: nucleic acid binding; zinc ion binding. NCBI's taxonomy places the organism in Eukaryota, Metazoa, Arthropoda, Insecta, Diptera, Culicidae. The record is from RefSeq and is a predicted model, not a curated record.